GUGCAAAGCGUGCGUGUGUAUUAGUGCGGGUGUGGUGGGGGCGCCAUUUAAAUUACGUUCGCUGUGUGCUGUUGCUUCUCAUUUGUUGGCUGCUGAGAAUCCCAAAAGGCACGCACACACUCACACACAUACACACAAAGGCGAAAAAACCAGUUCGCCUAGUUGUCGCCCUCUCCUUUCAUCGCCCUCCUGCCUCACGCUCUCUUUCUCUGUCUCUCGCUUUUGGGCUCUUUGGCACUCGGCCUUUGGCUCUGCGGCUCUGAUUUUAGUCACAUUUUGGUGCUCGCGGCAAUUGGACGUCCUUCGUCUCGCGCCUCGUGCUUUAUAAAAAAAAAAAUAAACACACAACCCAAGCUAUAAUCCAUACAUUAACAUAUCAAAUAUAAUGAUCCUUUGGUGCAGCAAGGGACUUAACUAAACUAAAAGUGUUUGUCAAGAAAGUGCAGCUUAAGUGCCUCUUAAAACGAAUUUAGUUGAAUUUUAAAGUUGAAUAAAGUUAAAAUUAAAACAAAAAAGGAAAAGGAAGACAAGAUUAUGCCAUGAUAUGAUGGCCCUAAAGAUGUUAUAUCGCGGUCCCAGUUCGCGUUUGGAGAAUUUAAUCGAAAAGAUCCAGGCCACCAAGGAGAUAUCCAAUAACGAUAUGUACAGUACCCACACAUCGUCCAGUUACUCCCCAAGCAUUUCUGACGGCACAAUGACACCCAAUUCCCACCACUUACCUGGCGCUCCCAACACCGCUGGUCACGAGGAUCAUCCAGCUGAGGGCAAAGUAAAUGGUGGCACCGAUGGCGAUGAGUUACCGAAGCCAAAACGUUUGCCGCACUUCCAUCAUCAUCACCACCAUCACUAUCAUCAUCAACAGGCGCUGAAAAUAGCCAACAAGCUGCGCAAAAUCAAUAAGGAAGCCAAAAUGGGAGCUACCGCAGGUGCGGGAUCCACAGGAGCAGGCUCCAAGUUUGAUAAGUUGACAGGGGAGGGGAUUAAAAGUCGCGGCGACGGCUCCUAUCAGUGCCAGUUCUGCGACAAGACAUUUCCACGUCUUGGCUACUUGAAGCAUCAUGUACAGAGCCACGCCGAACACCUGCCUUUCAAAUGCGAAUACUGCUCCAAGCUCUUCAAGCACAAGCGUUCCCGAGAUCGUCAUAAGAAGUUGCAUACCAACGAGCGGAACUACAAGUGUCCACAUUGCGAGGCAGCCUUUUCCAGGAGUGACCAUUUGAAGAUCCACAUGAAGACCCAUGACAUCCAGAAGCCCUUCCAGUGCAGCAUGUGCAACCGGGGCUAUAAUACAGCCGCUGCUCUCACCUCUCACAUGCAGAAGCACAAGAAGAAUGCAGCCAUCCUGGCAGCUGGUGGUAAUCCUAAUGCCCUGAACUACAGUCCACGAUCCACGGGAUCUGCCUCGGCCUCGGUGUCUAGUAAUGGCAGCCUGCAAAAAAGGAGAUAUGCCUUGGCUUUGGCCUCAGAUAGUAGUCCAAGCAGAUUGGAUUUCCCCAAGAGAUCGAGAAGUAGUCAUGUGGGUGGCACUACCACCACAGCCACUCCCACUCCUCUACUACGAUGCAGUUAUUGCCCCAAGGUCACGGAGUUCAGUAGUCUGGAGCAACUGAAUGCCCAUCUCCAGAGUGUACAUGAGCAACCGCAGGCUGUGAAGACUCCAGUCCAAGAGGGCGAAGGCUUCCAGCUGAGCUGUGAGUACUGCACCAUGAAGUUUGGCAACAUUGCUGGACUUUUCCAGCACAUGAGAGGCACUCACAUGGACAGAUUGAGCAGCCCGAACUCCUACUAUGAACACUUCAAUCGCCUGGCCACCGCUGGCACUUUCAGUCCGCGACUUGCUUUGGAUAUGCCAAAAAUUAAACCGGAUUUGGGAAGUCCGGAGAGGGAAACGCGUCCAGCAGAGGAUGAUCUGCCCACGGAUUUGAGCAGCAACAAAAGGCGGCCACUGACACCCAAUCCCCAGACCCACACCCAACUGGCACCACCCACUGCCCCGCCUGGUGUCUUCUUCUGCAAUCAAUGCAACGCCGGAUUGCCGGAUUUCGAGAGCUUCAGGAAUCAUCUGAAGAGUCACAUUGCCGAGGGAAUGCAACUAGUUUGUCCACAUUGCGGAUUGAGUCUCCCGGAGCAAUCCGAGUUCGAACGUCAUGUGGUGGGUCACUUCCUCAUUACCGGGUCAGAGUUCAACUGCAGUUCCACCUGCGGCAAGAGCUUUGCCAAGUCGGAGGAUCUACAGCAACAUCUGCUAUCCGAGCAUGUGCUAACCCUGCUGAAGUGCUCUUUGUGCUCGGAACUGUGUGAGAGCCGGAUGGCCAUGCAGCUUCAUCUGGCCUGUGCCCAUAGUCAGGAAACCAAACUCUUGCGGUGCAGCGCCUGUUUGGAACUCUUCCGGUCCGAUGCCGAGUUCCAUGUGCAUGUAAAGACGCGUCAUCAGCUGGGCGGACAUCCCGCGUUGGGUGCCACUUCCAAUGCUCCCACUAAUCCGCUGCAGUGCAUGUUCUGCCGAGCAGUUUGCUCUUCCGAACUGGAGAUGCACUUCCAUUUGGCCGCCCAUGCCAGACAGUUUCGGUGCCCCUCCUGCCCGGAGACCUUCCAUGUGGAGUUUCUUUUAGACCGUCACAUGCAGAGUCAGCAUGGUGGUGGUGUCAAGGACAAGGAGGCUAGCUCACCCAAUAUGGGCAGUCUCUAUGUGAAUGCCUUGCUACCUCCUUUGGCGGCAGCGGCGGCGGCUGCGGCUGCCACAAACAACAACAGUAGCAUUAUCGACUACAAUGUGGCAUUCAAAGGCUUGUUUGGAGGAGCUGCUGCAGGAGCAGGACCAGCAGGAGGAGGUACAGGAGGUCCACCACCUUCGAGCAACAAAUUCUACAGCCCCUUGCAAGUGGACACCAAUGCAUUGAAGCCCCAAACCUCCCCGCACCCGGCUCUGAUGUACGGUCUGAGUCAGCGUUAUCUGAUGGAGAUGUAUGCCGCCAAGUCCACAUCGCCUUCGGGCAAUGAGGGAGUUGGAAACCCUCAACCUCCGACGCCACAGGCCACUGCAGUGCCACCGCCACCAAGUGCCACCACUGCCACCUUCAGUUGCGGAAUGUGCGAACGACAGGAUUUGCGCAGCGAGGCGGAACUCCACUCCCAUCGAAAGUUGGCUCACAAUCUGAAGACCGGAGUGAGUCUGAGAUGUGCCUACUGUGCUGGCAACUUCAAGUCUCGGGCAGAACUGGAGCAGCAUAUGAAGAGCUGCCACAAUUCGACGGGCAAACACAAGUGCUUGAUAUGCGAUGAGGUGUUCCCCUCACCAGCCAUCUUGGCCGAGCACAAGCUCCAGCACUCCAAGGUUGGACAGUCUGGCAAGUGCUCGCACUGUGGACAACCGCUGGAGGAUGUGGCUGCCUUCAGGGCUCAUCUAUCAGAACAUGGCAGUGAUGGGGCAUCCUUGCCAUUAGCCUGCAUUUGCUGCCGCCAGACGUUGCAUUCGGAAUUUGAGCUAAGUCUACAUGCCAAAUUCCACACGAAGUCCUCCUCGAGUGGUGGCAGUCUGCAGGAGCCAGUAUGUGCCCUGUGCUUGGAGCCCUUGCCCGAUGCCACUGAAGGACCAGCUAAGCUCUGCGACAAAUGCUGCCGCAAACAUAAUCUGAAUGGAAAGCGUGGCAAGCACACUGAGCCACCAGCAUCUCUACAAGCUCCAACCGCGGCCUUCGUAGAGAACCGCUGCAACCUGUGCAAGAUGAUCCUGCCACAUGCCCAGAAACUCCAGGAACACCUGGUGGAACAUACCUUUGCCGGCACUGAACAGCGUGGCUUCAAUUGCUAUAUCUGCUCGGCUGUUUUCACCGCACCUGGAGGAUUACUCAACCACAUGGGUGAGCAUGGAGCUCAUUCGAGGCCCUAUGAUUGCAGUAUCUGCCCGGAGAAGUUCUACUUCCGAGCUGAGUUGGAACACCAUCAAAGGAGUCACGAGCAGAGACCACGUCCACCUGUGCCAAAGGUAGAGGUUCCCACCAUUCGGAACAGUUCACCCAGCCAGAGUCCAGUGAGAAGCCCCACGAUUGUCAAGCAAGAGCUGUACGAAACGGAUACAGUGGAGUCUGCUGGAGGUGAGGAUGAGCCUGAGAAUCAUCCAGAGGAGGAGGAAUACAUCGAAGUAGAACAAAUGCCGCACGAGACACGUCCAAGUGAGAUUGGGUCGCAGUUGGAAAGGUCGACCAAUAGCGCUUGAAAAAUGAUUGGAAAAGUAGAAAAAUAUUACGGAAACUCAUCAAGAUGAGAUGAUGAAAACCUACUUAGAGGGCUGCCUAGUAUUUAAAAGACUGUUUCCAAACUUUGCUUUUAAAAACAAUGCCCCGAAGAUAUUUCGAACGUUUAGCAUAUUUAUUUUUAUAAACGAAAAACCGUUGGUGAAAACUCCAAAGUUUUGGGCCCCAGAAAACUACUAGAUCUUGCCACUUAUCAGAACAAAGCAAAUGGAACAGUUUAGUAUUAACCGUAUACUAUAUAAAUAAUUAUAUAUACAAGAUAAAUCGAACUUUGCAUAAAAAUCCAUAAACUAAGUAAACGUCAAACAUAAUCAAUAUAACACAUACGCCUAGUGUACUCGUAGAAACUUUUGACAAGAAUAACGAAAAAAAAAAGAAAAAGGAAAGCAUUUGUGUGUGAUAGUUUUUUCAAAGAUUCGACUCCCAGCUAUUUAUCUUCGAUUAUGAUUUUAACUAUUAUAGAUUUGUAUGUUAUAUAGGGCCUUGCCUCUGAUUCAGUAUUUAUAUAAUGUAUUACACGAUCCAACAACAACAACAAUAACUAACCAUGUAACUAACUAAAACAAAAAUAUCUAUGUCUUAU
Messenger RNA from Drosophila eugracilis, 4836 nucleotides. It is a transcript of the gene L, whose product is annotated as zinc finger protein 423 homolog. The coding region runs from base 545 to 4216 and encodes 1223 amino acids. The transcript has 4 exons. NCBI's taxonomy places the organism in Eukaryota, Metazoa, Arthropoda, Insecta, Diptera, Drosophilidae. The record is from RefSeq and is a predicted model, not a curated record. Gene Ontology annotation, cellular component: nucleus. Gene Ontology annotation, molecular function: transcription coregulator activity. Gene Ontology annotation, biological process: regulation of transcription by RNA polymerase II.